CGCGAGAGAGAGAGAAAGACGAGUUUUACUGGAAGAAACUGCUGCGUACAUCCACCCCUAAAUAUACAGCCACACACUUGAUCACGAGGUUAAGAGCUGGAGAGGCGAAAUCACCCCCAAAGAUCAGAUUAUGACGCGACAAGACGAGUUGCGUAUGAAGAAGUGUCUGUAUGCCAUGCAGCGUAGCUCAGACCCACCUGUGGUCACGCACAACCUUAUCAACGAUGCCAAAGACGAUGUCAUGAAUGCGCUGAGGAAAUGUCAGCUACUCAAUAGAAAAGACGACCGAGUUAAGGUGAUCUUCCAUCCAGAGUUUGUCAAGUCCACAUCACCCCUACUGCCAUUAGACUACGAUGACUUUGUUCGAGGGUGUCAUAUGGGAGUGUUUCCUUCAUACUACGAACCGUGGGGCUACACACCGGCGGAAUGCACAGUCAUGGGAGUGCCUUCUAUCACGUCCAACUUGUCGGGUUUCGGUCUAUUUAUGGAGGAACACGUCCACGAACCGGAAUCAUACGGUAUCUAUGUAGUUGACCGCCGGUUCAAAUCACCUGACGAGUCGGCAAAUCAGUUGGUAGACUUUAUGUAUGAUUUCACCGUCAUGGAGCAGCGUCAGCGAAUCCAACUCAGGAAUCGGAAUGAGCGUCUGUCCGAUAUACUUGACUGGGGUAAACUAGGCUUGUACUACAAAAAGGCCCGAGAUCUUGCCAUUCGCAGAUCUUUUGGCGACGACUCUGCGCCCGCCCCUGUCAAAGUGGAUAAGGUUCAACCACCCAAAUCACCCAAGCUGUCCAUGGCUCAGCUGAAUUUGAUUGACGACGAUGAUAGUGACGAGGAUGAGAGUGCGGCGGCUGCGCGCGAGUUUAAUUCAAAUGCUCUCAAUCAGACUACAGAACAGAAAGAGUUCAAUGCGAGUCAGCAUUAAUUAACAUGGCUGCAUGCCAGGCAACUAUCGGACCUUACCUUAAUUAUAUUUGACCACCGCAUGGACGUGUGGAUGUUGCCAAAUCGUUGUCCUUGUGGGCAAACCUGCUACACUUAGACGACACGGGAUAGCAAACCAAUCGUUGAUACAUAGGAGAUGGUUCAAUUGUCUAGGCAUCCUUACAGCUUUUGCCUUGCAUCCACAAAAAAAUUCAACAGCAAAGAAUUAUAGUAUACAAAUAAUAUUAAUAAAAUCUACUUGAUGUUCGCGACCGCGUGCAGCUGAUUACAAGCAUA
Molecule: messenger RNA, 1221 nt
Organism: Sphaeroforma arctica JP610
Lineage: Eukaryota; Ichthyosporea; Ichthyophonida
Exons: 7
Coding region: 131-925 (264 amino acids)
Biological process (GO): glycogen biosynthetic process
Cellular component (GO): cytoplasm
Molecular function (GO): alpha-1,4-glucan glucosyltransferase (UDP-glucose donor) activity
Source: RefSeq, a predicted model, not a curated record